AUGUCAACAUCAAUUAAAAGUGUUUUUUCGCCGAUUCAAGGAAAUCCAAAUUAUAUUCAAUAUGAAUAUAAGUUUAAUUGGGUCUCAAUUUUUUCAAUAUUUGUCUUAUCCUACACAAUUUCAUCAUUUUAUAUUUUCCUAAAACUAUCAUUUUUCUCAAUAAAAGAUCGAGAAAAAAUUCGCAAUGGUGGAUUGCGAAUCGAAAUAUUUCAGUCAUUUUUUGCAAUGCAGUUCUGGAAUAUUCAGUUGAUUAUUGGAGAAUAUAUGACAUUUCGGAUACCUUAUACAGGUCUUGUCACAAGUUUUUAUGCUUCGGAAAAUCCACAAUUUAUGCUGAAAUUGUUCAUGCUUAUCUACAAUUGGGCAUUUUAUAGUUCUCAGUUGUUAACUGUGCUUUUUUAUGUGUUACGAGCAGCGGUUUUGUACUCCAGAAAUCAAAAAUCUAUGGAAAAAAUUAUACUUUCUGUAAUUUAUUUUAUAAUUUUCAUUGGUUUCGUGGCAGCUUUACCUCAUGUUCAGGCUCCUGCCGCCUGCCUACAAGCUUUGGAACCGUAUCCAUUUGGUUCAAUACUUAUAAUUUCCGAGUGGUUUUUGUAUAACAUGAAAAAUGUAGCACUUGGUAACAUGUUGUUCAGUGCGUCAGUCACAUGCACAAUUAUAAUGCUGAAUGCUCUUGUGGUUAAGAAAAUUAGAUCCAGAAAGUUUUUAAGCACACAAAACGUCUCGACACAAAAUGCAAAAGUUGAAAAAACGCUCUCCCGGACUAUGAUUAUUUUACUUAUUCCAAUGACUUUCAAUCUUUUUGUCUCGAUCGGCGAGCUCUUCCAAAUCGGAAAUUUCUCGUAUAUUCUAUUUCUUCGUCCACUAUUUUUGGACGCCCGAGUUCAUAUCGUAACUUGCUAUUUCUAUUUCACUCAUCCUGUAUUCAAGAAGAAGCUUUUCACUUCCCCAAAUUCAGUAUCGCAGAAUUUGAAAAACUUCUCCAUGGUGGUGACUCUGGCAAAAGUUGUGUAG
Messenger RNA from Caenorhabditis elegans, 1014 nucleotides. RefSeq names its product Serpentine receptor class gamma (gene sru-42). The record is from RefSeq and is marked reviewed. Bases 1 to 1014 code for a protein of 337 amino acids. Lineage: Eukaryota; Metazoa; Nematoda; Chromadorea; Rhabditida; Rhabditidae. The transcript has 5 exons.